This is a messenger RNA of Gasterosteus aculeatus aculeatus (three-spined stickleback), 2184 nucleotides long. The record is from RefSeq and is a predicted model, not a curated record. NCBI's taxonomy places the organism in Eukaryota, Metazoa, Chordata, Actinopteri, Perciformes, Gasterosteidae.
CUUGCACCUAUGUCAAACUUAGCCCAACCUCUCUUGCACCCGGUGCCCCACUGCCAGUUACCCAUGUGAGGUUUUCAAUAAGGUGGAUGCAAGAGUCGGUCUUGCUCUCUUCUGGGUGACGCGGAUUGGAAGGGGUUCUCUAUACUUUUACCAAACUAUUCCGUUUUUUCUUCUGGCGUCUACUUUUUCUUUUUAAAACUGUAAAUACAUCUUCAUAUAUCCUAAAGAGGAGCCAUGAAGUGGACCUGGGUGCUUGUGACAGUCUUGCUGUCCUUUGGGGGGCUAUCACGCUGCAAAGAAAGCUUGGACUUCCCAGAGUACGAUGGCAAGGACCGAGUGCACGACCUCAACGCCAAGAACUAUAAGUCUGUGAUGAAGAAGUACGAUGUCAUGGUGGUGUACUACCAUGACCAUCCCGGAUCCAGCCGCGUCGCCCAGAGACAGUUUGAGAUUGAGGAGUUGACCCUUGAGCUUGCAGCCCAGGUCCUGGAUGAGUUUGAUGAUGAAGACAUCGGAGUCGGCGUCAUUGAUGCAAAGCUCGACAAAGUUGUUGCAAAGAAAUUAGGCCUUGAAGAGUCCGACAGUAUCUUCAUCUUCACAGACGAUGAAGUGAUAGAAUAUGAUGGCGAGCUCGCAGCAGACACUAUCGUGGAGUUCAUCUAUGAUGUUCUUGAUGACCCUGUGGAAUUUAUUGACAAUAGUAGGGAACUGAAAGGCUUUGAAAACAUCGAAGAGGACAUCAAACUGGUGGGCUACUUUAAGAGUCACAAGUCAGAACAUUUUGAGGCUUUUGCCGAUGCUGCUGAAGAGUUCCAUCCUCACAUCAAGUUCUUUGCCACAUUUAGUCCCAAGGUUGCCAAGGCUCUGGAGAUGAAGCUCAACGAGGUGGACUUCUAUGAACCCUUCAUUGAUGAUCCAGUUGUGAUCCCAGGAAAACCUUACUCUGAAGACGAGCUGGUGAAAUUCAUUGAAGAUAAUGACAGACCGACCCUGAGGAAGCUGCAGCCACACAACAUGUAUGAGAUCUGGGAUGACGAUUCUGAAGGUGAACAUAUCAUUGCUUUUGCAGAGGAGUCCGAUCCAGAUGGUUUUGAGUUCCUGGAGAUCCUGAAGGAAGUUGCUGAAGAUAACACAGACAACCCUGACCUCAGCAUUGUCUGGAUUGACCCCGACGACUUCCCUCUGCUUCUGCCCCACUGGGAGAAAAUCUUUGGAAUUGACUUGUCUUUCCCACAGAUUGGUGUUGUCGAUACUGGUGAUGCUGACAGCGUCUGGAUGGACAUGGGCGAUGGCGAUGACAUGCCUUCUGUAGACGAGCUGGAGGACUGGAUUGAGGAUGCUCUGUCAGGUGAAAUCGAUCCUGACGAGGAUGAUGAUGAUGAUGACGACGACGACGACGACGAUGAUGACGAUGAUGACGAUGAUGACGACGACGAUGAUGACGAUGAUGAUGACGACGAUGACGACGAUGACGACGAUGAUGAUGAUGACGACGAUGAUGAUUAUUAAAUCAUUAACACAUCCUUUACUCUUUAAGUCUGACCAAUGCAGUUUCAAGAGUCAACAUCAUUAAGUCAAAUCAUCUCCUUUUGUAACUAGUUCUCGUGUUGAACUCAUCAGUCCGUUUUGAUAUCACAUCUCAUUCUCUCCCUGCAUCUCAUCUGAACAAUAUUCAACUACUUUUUAGCCAUCGCUCCAUUGUUUUACCAAAUCCUCCAUGUAACAAAGUACAAAGUAAAGAUCUAUCUUCAUUUUCACCUGUAACACUGUCCAGUAAAAUAAAAAAUGAUAAUAUUUCAAAACCUCGCCAACUACUACUAAUUUUUAUAUUGUUAUCAAUUUUUUAUUUUAAAAAGCACCGGAGGGGUUACAAUGUUGUAUGCGUUGUGUCUGAGUCCGUCUGUGGAUUCUGUUGCAGUCUGAAUGUGUUUCCUCUGUUCAUUUAUUCUUGUUUACCGUAGCCAAACAACUGAAGUCAGACCCGAGGUGCUGGCAGGCUUUUCUGAAGGGUCUUAAGUACGACCACCUUACUCUGUGAAAUCAAUGUAAUGCUGUACAUUGAAAGUGCUGUACAUCAUAUGGAUGUUUUCUACGAUGAUGAAAUAUGACAACAGCCAUAUUCUAUUUUUGUAACAAGAGGAUUUUAACUGUAAAGUCUUAAAUAAAUCACAGCUUGGACAGGAA